This is a messenger RNA of Rotaria sp. Silwood2, 1839 nucleotides long. Lineage: Eukaryota; Metazoa; Rotifera; Eurotatoria; Philodinida; Philodinidae. The record is from the annotation of a GenBank genome assembly.
AUGGUAUUUAAAGGAACAGCUUCAUUAAUUGUUCGACUUAGUCGAGCAUUUAUUUCUCGCCCAUUUAAACCUAUAUUUACAACUCGUAUUAAUCAAAAACCUCAAUUGAAUAAAACUCAUCAAAUUUAUUCAAAAUAUCCUCAAAGAUAUUAUUUAUUUCCUUCAAUUUAUCGUUCAAUUUUUGUUUCAUCAAAUGGACAAAAUCUUUCGCAUUUAAUGCCAUUCCGAAAUGCUUUGAAUGAAAUUAAACGACGAUUAUUUUUUGCUGCACCAAGUAGUUCUCGUCUUAUUUUGGGUCUACUUGGCUAUUCAGUUGUUCAACAAUCAUCUAUUGAUAAUUUUCGUCUUGAUGAAACAUUAAAUAAAAUUGGUAAUCUUCUUUCUAAAACAACUAUCGUGGAUCAAUUUAAUGAUGAACAUGAAAAAUAUAGUCGAGCAUCACUCGACGAUUAUGAAUUAGGUCGUUUACUUGGUUGUGGUUGUAAUGCAGCUGUAUAUGAAGCACGACUUCGAUCAUCAUCUAAUACUAUACCAUCAAAUUCUAACAUACAUUUUGAAAACCAUUCAAAUGAAAGUGAUUUUGAAAUACUUUCACGUCAAUCAUCAAAUAUUUCAUCAUCGUCAUCAUCUUCAUUGUAUGAAGAUAUAAAUGAUAUUUGUAAUGAUGUUAAUGAAGAUCGACUCAAUGAACUGACGUUAAAAGAAGGUGAUUUCUUUUCAAUAAUAAUUAGUUUAGAUAUAGUGGAUUGUGCUAAUAGCUUUUAUUAUUUAAUUCUAGUUCGAUAUCGAGUAUCAACAAAUAUGAAUCAAUCGUCGAAUAUUAAUUCGGAUGUUUUACCAGCCGGUCAAUUUAAUUUAGCAAUAAAAAUGUUAUUUAAUUAUGGUAUUCAAUCAAAUGCCGAAGCAAUCGAAAAAGCUAUGGAAAAAGAAUUAUUACCAUUACGUAAAUGUUUUUAUCAUCCAAAUGUUGUUCGUAUGUAUUCAUGUUUUGUUGAUUCAUUUCCAUUAUUAAAUGAAGCACAUGAAUAUUAUCCAAUGGCUAUUCCAACACGUUUAUCAUCGGAUAGUUAUGGACGAAAUAAAACAUUAUUUAUUGUUAUGCGACGAUAUGAUUUAACAUUAAAUCAAUAUAUUCAAUUAAAUAAACCAAAUACUCAUGAACGUUUAUUACUUUUUUCACAAUUACUCGAAGCUUUAUUAUAUUUAAAUAAUCAUUCGAUUGUUCAUCGAGAUUUAAAAAGUGAUAAUUUACUUAUCUGUAAUGAAACCGGUGAAUUAGUAUUAGCAGAUUUUGGUUGUGCACUUUAUCAUCCACCAGAUUUAAAAGUUUCGUAUCAAACUGAUGAAAUUUCUAAAGGUGGCAAUCUUGCAUUAAUGGCACCUGAAAUUUUAACAUGUCAACCAGGUCCAAAAUGUUAUCUUGAUUAUAGGAAAUCGGAUCUUUGGGCAAGUGGCACUUUAUGUUAUGAAUUUUUUUCUCAAACAAAUCCAUUUUUUCAUGGUACACUUCGACAAGAUAACUAUGAUGAUGAAAAAUUACCAUCAUUUUCAUCAAAAGCACCUUCAAUUAUCGAACGACUUGUACAUUCAAUGCUUCGCAAAAAUCCGGAAAAGCGUCCAUCAAUAUUACUUGCAAGUAAUUGUAUUCAUUUGUGUCUUUGGUUUAAAUCAAUAAAAUCCCAAAAUGAACUUUAUCAAGCAUAUAUGUGGACGGCAUUGAAAACAUUAUUUAAUAAACAUAGAUUAACAUGUGUUGAACUUAAUUCAAAAAAACUUUUUUUCGAAAGACAAACUUGUCAAUCACUUUAUCAAGCACAGACAUUUCUCAACCAACUUUAA